Molecule: messenger RNA, 2691 nt
Organism: Ctenopharyngodon idella (grass carp)
Lineage: Eukaryota; Metazoa; Chordata; Actinopteri; Cypriniformes; Xenocyprididae
Product: GTP-binding protein Di-Ras2
Exons: 2
Coding region: 205-804 (199 amino acids)
Biological process (GO): signal transduction
Cellular component (GO): plasma membrane
Molecular function (GO): GTP binding; GTPase activity; GDP binding
Source: RefSeq, a predicted model, not a curated record
AGGACGGGAGAGAGUCAGCAGCACAGGAAACAGCGCUCCCCCUUUAAAUAUCACAGUCAUGCCUCAGAUGGAUCUUUAGAGGAAUAGCAGAGCACCAGAAAAACAACCCAUAUCCCUUAAUUUCCAUCGUCUAUCACGACAUGACAACGGGAAUUUAAAAUUACGUCUUUGUACAUCAGAAUUUAGGUCUUUCUGAGUGGCAUUAUGCCAGAACAAAGCAAUGAUUACCGGGUGGUUGUAUUUGGAGCCGGUGGAGUGGGCAAAAGCUCUCUGGUCUUGCGCUUUGUGAAGGGAACCUUUCGCGAGAGCUACAUCCCCACUAUUGAGGACACCUACAGGCAGGUGAUCAGCUGUGACAAGAGCAUCUGCACGCUACAGAUCACAGACACCACGGGCAGCCACCAAUUUCCCGCCAUGCAGCGUCUAUCCAUCACUAAAGGCCACGCCUUCAUCUUAGUGUACUCCAUCACCAGCAAACAGUCUCUGGAGGAGCUGAAGCCUAUCUUUGAGCAAAUCUGCCUGAUUAAGGGGGACAUAGAGAACAUCCCAAUCAUGCUAGUGGGCAACAAGAAUGAUGAGAUGAACAGUCGUGAAGUGGAGAGCAGUGACGGAGAGGCCAUGGCCAAGAGGUGGAAAUGUGCCUUCAUGGAGACGUCAGCGAAGACAAAUCACAACGUUAAGGAGCUGUUUCAAGAGCUUCUUAACUUGGAGAAACGCAGGACUGUUAGCCUUCAGAUCGACGGCAAGAAGAGCAAGCAGCAAAAACGGGCAGAGAAGCUUAAGGGCAAAUGUGUGGUCAUGUGAAAAAACAAAAUGUGUUUGGAAAAAGAAAACGUUUUCACUUUGAUGACGUUAAUGCUCUGGCUAACACUGUUUACACCUAAAGACAAGAAUGUUGGAAAAACACUUAACCAUUGUAGAUUUCCAGGAGCAAGGAUACAGUGAGACAACUGUUGUUUACUCAGAUAUCUUAAAGAAAGAGUUAAUCCAAAAAUGAAAAUGUGGUAAACAUUAAGGCUUUAUUUCUUCUGUGGAACACAAAUGUUACAUUUUUGAAGAAUGGCCGCUCUUUUCCAUAUUAUAAAAGUGAAUGGGGUAAUGUCAAAAAUGACAAAAAGCAUCAUAAGGGUAAUAAAAGCAGUUCAUAAGAUGCAAUAUUCCUGAAGUGAUUUGAUCAUGGAGGGGAAUAUCUUUAGUCAAUUUGAUACUUUUAUGAUGCUUUUUCAUUCAGGAGCCUGACUGCACUAGUCCCAUCCACCAUUAUUAUAUGCAAAAGAGUGAGCAAAAUAUACUUUCUUCUUUACUUAUUCUUUGUCUUAAUUUCUUGUGGAGAAAUGCCUAGAGAACCAACGUUCAUUAAGUUUUAAUUUUACAUUUUGUAAUGACAUAACUUCGCUAGCUUGCCACAGAUGUGAUUGUGGUGUAAUUGAACCCGCUGCAGGUUUACAGCAGACCUCAGCAGGAACAGCAGUGCCUGGCAGCCUAUUCUGCUCUCAGUUUUACUCCGUUUUAGACCACAAACUCAAAGGGAAAAUCCCAGGCUAACCGUAUGAUACUCCGUUUUUUUCAUCAGUAAGCAUAUCAAAAAGCAGUAAAAUCAGGACAAGGGUUUUAAAACCACUAGCUAUUCCUAAGAUCGAUUGAAAUAGUCACAUUAGCUUUAUAGCUGUUGUGUGGAGAACAGCUGCCUCUUACGGCACAGGCUGGGCUAAAUGAAUGCAUGUAUAACAAAUAGGUGAUAUAUCGCAGUUCAUGAUCAGGUACAUCAACUGAAUUGUAACGUGUCAAGGCACGCAGCCAGUAGUAAUCAAGUAAAAUAAGCUAAAUGGUUGUUACUGUGUUAGUUGUGCAAUUCACUAUCAAGGUUUUAAGCAAGGCUGUCGUAUUUUUAUUAUACUUUUAUACACAUGCCUUCGAUUGGAUUGUAUCAAAGCUUUAGAUUUCUUUUCAGGGUUUUUAGGUUUUCUUUCUGAGUUUAUAAAUGUGCUCUUCCAAAAACUAAGUUGACUAUUUUCCCAGUAAAAUACAGUAUUUGUAUGAAGGGAUAUUGUAGUAUGAAAGGAAAGAUCAGCUAAAUUCAUAUCAACACAGACACAUUAACUAAUUGUAAACCUUGGCCAAUAUUGCCCAAGUAAUAUUAUGUUUAUCUUAUUCAUUUUUUGAUAAUAAUAUUAAUUACAGUUGGCAGUGGUUUUUAGAGGGAACUUACAUGAUCUAUCAUCUACAUGUGUUUACACAUAUUUAGUGAAAUAUCAACAUGUGCUUUUGAGAGGGACAGCUUUUAUAAUUAUGUAUUUUAGCAUGACAGGUCUUGUACAGUGAGCUAUUAAUCAAGUUCAAUCAGUUCAAUCAGUGCUAUACUAUAUUUGUUACAAGAAGAAACUCACUUGUCUGGUUAGAGUCAAGUAAACAGCUGCAUAUUAUCUGUAGUAGAGUACUGGAGACCUUUAUCAAAUGUGAUAUUUAACUUGAAUAGCAGAAUCUGUGCAAAUGUAGCUAAUGAGAAUAUGUAUCAUGGGUACAGGAAUUGCUUAGACCCAAAGCUUACUGUGGGUUUCUGUUAUACAGCAGGAGUUCUGAUAUAAAAACUGAUAUAUUGUUUUGAUGAAAUACCUGUAUAGACAUCAUGUGUGCCUACAAGUUUAUAUGAUUGUAUUUUAGGUCACAAGAAUAAAUAAUAUUAUGCAUUUA